CGAUUACAGCAUCACCGAAGUUCGGUGUGAUUAAAUCUUUGCAAAAACCCUCAGAGCAAUCUGUUUUCCGGUUUUAAACAAGAAGAGAAGAAGCGGCUUUCACAACAAUAGAAUGAAUUAUUCUGCGUGCGAAGUUGAAACCACACCACGUCUUGCUCAAUGGAGAAUCGAAAACUUUGUUUAUGUCAGUUCCCGAAGAUCUAAACCUUUCAAGAUCGGAAAGUGGAAUUGGAUUUUGUCUGUGGAGAAGAACACGAUUCAAUUGUUUCCCCAAUGGAGCAGCUAUCCCAUUCCCAGUCCUCCCAUUGCAUCUUUCAUCUUUCGGGUUUUAAGUUCUGUUGGAGAUCGCAGGACCAUCCUGCACUCAUCAGAGGUAAAGGACAAAGUUGUAGACAUCAACAGUGGUUUUGCUUGGACAGUUGAGGUUCCUAAGAAAUUCAUUAUUGAAGUUGAGUUUCUAGAUUUGAAGUGUGCAUCCCCAAGUGGUGGAGAACCUUGUUCCAUCUGGGCAGAAGGAUUUUCACAAGAAAGAUCACAUGCAAAUGUCAUAGAGUCUAUCUGUAGGAUGCUAACAGAAGGAAUCAACACUGACAUCACCAUCAAUGUUUCUGAUGGAAGUAUAGGAGCUCAUAGAGCUGUUCUUGCUGCAAGAUCACCCGUAUUCCGCAGCAUGUUUUCACAUAAUCUUCAGGAGAAAGAGUUGUCAACCAUAAACAUAUCAGAUAUGUCACUUGAGUCAUGCCAAGCUUUUCUCAAUUAUCUCUAUGGAAUCAUCAGACAUGAAGAGUUUCUGAUUCAUAGGUUGGCCCUUCUUCGUGCAGCUGACAAGUAUGACAUAUCUGAUCUGAGAGAUGCAUGCCAUGAGAGUCUUCUUGAAGACAUUGACACAAAAAAUGUUCUUGAGAGGCUCCAAAACGCAUCUCUAUAUCAGUUGAUGAAACUGAAGAUGAGUUGUAUCCGAUAUCUUGUGAAGUUUGGCAAAAUAUAUGAAAUCCGGGAUGAUUUCAAUACCUUCUUGCAUAAUGCAGAUAGGGAUCUCAUUGCUGAAGUCUUCCAUGAAGUUCUGUCACAUUCUGUUACAUUGCCGGUAGGGAUGAAGAGAAAAUUUGAUUGUCUUUAGAACUACUAGUUUCUCAAUGAACAGGAAAAUGAAAAAACUGGACAAAGCUAUUUG
Messenger RNA from Vigna unguiculata (cowpea), 1174 nucleotides. Its product is annotated as BTB/POZ domain-containing protein At1g55760-like. Lineage: Eukaryota; Viridiplantae; Streptophyta; Magnoliopsida; Fabales; Fabaceae. The record is from RefSeq and is a predicted model, not a curated record. Gene Ontology annotation, molecular function: protein binding.